CCACCACCACCAUCGCCGCCAUGACGGCCAACGCCUUGCCCAUGGAUGACAAUGUAUCUAUCCUUCAAGCCACUGAUUGUGUUCAACGUAUAUCAGAUGCAAAUGCCGCGUCCUUGACAUCGCUGCCCAACGAACUCUUGCUUGAAAUCGUCAACUGUUUCCCAAGCCUUCCCACACUCAUCAAUCACGAUAUGCUCCCCGACGAUGAAUAUCCGACACGACGCGAGGUUAUCACUACAUUCUCACAAACCUGUCGUCGCCUUCGCAGCCUAUUUCACCCCCUCUUGUGGCGAACGAUCGAGGCAGUGGCAAAAAAAGGGAUACAAUGGAAGAAGAGAUUGGCUGCAGACUUAAUGCGUCAGCUGGACUUCGUGACGAUUCACAACCCAUCUUUCGCUGAACAAGUGGAGAUACUUUCUAUGAUCGUGACCGAUGAUCCCUACGCAAACGUCAAAGACAAGUUCUGCGCGGGCCUCGCCGUGUUCAAGAACCUCCACACACUGCAAAUACCUAAGGUUACAGGGCCAAACUUCAUCUUUGCAGAGCACGGUUCGGAGUGGUUCCCCCGGACAUUACAGAGGCAGCCACCUCUGCUCUCUGUCCGCACUAUGGCCAUCCCGUGGCAACUCUUCGGCCUCUUGGCAUGCACCCCGAACUUAGAAUGCCUACACAUCGUCGACUGGACGCCUCGCCCUUGGGAAAAAAGACUGUAUCACAUGAGCGCCAGCCGCGUCCUCUACGAGGUUCCUUACUUGAAGGAAUUGACAAGUACGGAUCGGCCUCUGGAUGCAUUAUGGAUCUCCUACUGGUAUGCGACGGAGGCGCGUAGCCUGGAGCAUCUCACUGUGAAAGUGUGCGCCAUGGAAAACUGCAGAUGCUCGAGCUAUGUACGUCGCGGGGAGGUCAUCAGCGAGCCUACCCCGAGCCAGGAGUACCUCGAGGAAAGCAUUAUCGACAUCGUUUGGGAGCUACACUGGCUGCGAACGUUGAAAAUCGUCGCCGGGUUGCCCAACGACGAUGAUACAUUCUGGAAAGAAAGCCUGCUUAACCUGAUCGAACCGCUACGAAAGAUGAUCCCCAAGCGCAAUGCAGAGCCUCUUGAGCCUUCUCGCGCCACUGAGGAUCCUACGGCCAUGGUACGCGGGCCGCCGUCGACGUCGCUCAGCCUCACCUUCGUCUAUCCCUCUGGCGCGGAAGAGACUGUCGAGAUAGAGGCCCACUGA
Molecule: messenger RNA, 1223 nt
Organism: Schizophyllum commune H4-8
Lineage: Eukaryota; Fungi; Basidiomycota; Agaricomycetes; Agaricales; Schizophyllaceae
Exons: 5
Coding region: 21-1223 (400 amino acids)
Source: RefSeq, a predicted model, not a curated record